AUGUUUCGUGAUUUUUCAAUUGAGGAUGAUGGACAAUUUAAUGCAAAGUUAGCCAUCAUUGGGCCAUUGGACCAUUGGGGUCAUCAAAAUCACGUGUUUUGUUCUGAGUUUCUGACUGUUAUAAAUACUUCUGACCACAUCGCUUGCAAACUUGACGCAUCACACAACCACCUGUAUACACUCCACACAUGCGUUCGCCUUCUGCAGGCUUCAGCUAGAGCUUAG
This is a messenger RNA of Macrosiphum euphorbiae (potato aphid), 225 nucleotides long. The record is from the annotation of a GenBank genome assembly. NCBI's taxonomy places the organism in Eukaryota, Metazoa, Arthropoda, Insecta, Hemiptera, Aphididae.